CAUUCAUUUAGUGUGGGGGUAUGUACAUUUAUCAUAAAACUCUAAAAGUAUUUUAAUAUAUCCCACUUGAUCAAACAUCAUUUCAAAUCAGUGGCAAGGAAAACUUGAAUCUGGAAGCAACCAUCGUACAAAUGGCUCGGACCAAAAACAAAAAUCUUGUGCAAGGGGGGAAUUCUAUCGUGUACAAAAAUCUGAAAAUUCCACAUGCUUCACAAGAACAAACUCUAUUAAAGCAACCAAUAAUCAAACAUGUGAUGUGCACAAGAUAAAAUCAUAGAAAAACCAAUCAAAAAACAUAAAACAAUUUUCAAAGCAUCUAUUUUUAGUCUUAGAAAGGUCAUCGGCAUGACAAAAAAAAAAUUCAAUAAAAAAUCUUGACUUAGUCGAAGAACAUAAAAAUAAAUUCAGGGACUCAUUAAAAAAUUAAAUCUUACGGGUGAUGCAGGCGUGGGAAGGUGGUCGUUGAUAAGAAGAUAUCACCGGCAAUGGAAGAGAAACCGUAAGGAAGAAGCGCAUGAGAAACGGUGAGAGAGAAUAACACGUGAGGAAAUGAGUGGUUAAUAAUUUUUUUUUCUUUUUUAAUUGAAGUGCAAUUAAUACCUAAAUAUCUUUGAAAUACCGUCACUUGGUAAUUAUUUUUUCUAAGUGCAAGACUUUUGUAAAAAACUCAUUCUGCCCUGAACUUUUUUUUUCCAUACAUUCUUUGUGUAAAAUUACAAAUUUACCCAAUAAACCAGAUUUUAACCGUCUUCUCCAAUCGCAAAUACCACCACUUCGAUCACAUUACUCCCGCUGGAAACCAGAGAAAAGGUGAUCAAUCCAGUCAGAGAUCGGAGAAACAAAAUACUGUUUUUGCAAUCAAAAUCCAAUGAACAUUUAUAUAUACACGAGGAUGGAAUCGACACAUUCUUCCAAGAACCGUCGUAACUUUAUAAUCCGACGACGCGCCUCCUCGAACCACCACCUCCCUGUCGUUUGCCGCCGUUUUACACCCUUUAUAUUUCCCCAAAGCGACGAUCAAUCUUCCAUCAGCUUAUCAACUACUGGGAAUCUGUUCAUCUAUAACCACAUAACUUUUUUUCACCAAAAUGGCGCCCAGGAAGAAGAAGAACAAGAUCCACGAUGAAGGCGAACCCUCUGCCGCUGCAAACAAAAGGAGGAGGAUUGAACUUCUGAACAGUACGACUGGUGUGCCGUUUACAAACCCUUUCACUCAAUUCCCAUCGAUUCAUCUUCUCCAUCAACACUCCCGCAAUUCUCCACGAACCACCGCCGCAAUCGACACCGAUCUGCAACUGUCUCCUCCAGAACCAAUUGCUCCGGACGAAAGUGCGACUGCUGAUGAUCAUCUUCUGUCUUCUUUAGUAGGACAACAAAACUUUCUUAUAGGUUACCAUAUCAACCAGAUGAUGCUAAGCGUGGAGGAAUUCUGGCGGAGAAACUUUGCGGAAGAAGUGAAAAAGAGGAAGGAGAUUGAAGAAAAGAUAAAAGUGAAAGACGAACAGGCUGUUCGAUUUAGACAAAUGUACCAUUUCUAUGAGGAAAGGACAUUUCUCUUGGAGGAUAUGCUUCAACGGAGGGUCGCCGGUGAGGGGUGCAGCACUGCUGCUGCCGCCGCCGCCGUUCCAGAGGAACAAGUUGAGUCUUGUUUUGUUGAUCUGAACAGCGUCCCGAGAAAGGAUAUGGCAUGCAGGAACUGCCGGAGUCGGCCUGCAACCAUGUUGUGGCUUCCAUGCCGGCAUUUGUGCGUAUGUUUAGUGUGUGAGAGAAGGGUUAAGAUAUGUCCGAUUUGCAGUGUUCAGAAAACAGAGAGUUUGAUGGUUAAUUUCCCUCCACCCUGAGAGAGAAAAGACGUUUUCUCUCCUAUUAAAAAAUAAAAAUAUGUACUAAAUAUCGUACCACUUAUUAUUUUAGACUUUUUAAAUGAAUUAUGAUAUUUAACUAUUUUAAAUGAACUAAA
This is a messenger RNA of Lactuca sativa (garden lettuce), 1960 nucleotides long. RefSeq lists its product as uncharacterized. NCBI's taxonomy places the organism in Eukaryota, Viridiplantae, Streptophyta, Magnoliopsida, Asterales, Asteraceae. Gene Ontology annotation, molecular function: ubiquitin-protein transferase activity. The record is from RefSeq and is a predicted model, not a curated record.